Molecule: messenger RNA, 1840 nt
Organism: Rhinichthys klamathensis goyatoka
Lineage: Eukaryota; Metazoa; Chordata; Actinopteri; Cypriniformes; Leuciscidae
Gene: trim35-12
Product: tripartite motif containing 35-12
Exons: 6
Coding region: 145-1707 (520 amino acids)
Molecular function (GO): protein binding; zinc ion binding
Source: RefSeq, a predicted model, not a curated record
UCGUUCUUGGGACGUGUGUGUGUUUGUGGGAGUAUUGUGACCUAGCUGAGAGACUGGCAACAAACACUACAGGUGCAGCUUGAGCUCAUCGGGGGUUUCCGCAUUAAAAGCGACUGGACUUCACUCCAGCAACACCAAACAGCCAUGCCCUUGAGACCAAGAGCUUCCUCUCAACCUGGAAGAGCAAACACCCUUCCAUCUCUUAAAAACAUCCCGGUUCUGCGCCCGAGAGCUUCGUCGUCUCACUCGAAGUCGCCUUUAGAGGAUGAGCUCUCUUGUCCGGUCUGCUGCGAGAUCUUCACCGAUCCCGUGGUCCUGAAGUGCAGCCACAGUUUCUGCCGGCUCUGCCUUCAUCAGUUCUGGAACAGGAAAGCGGCCAAGAGGGAAUGUCCAGUGUGCAGGAGGAAGAGCUCUCUGACGGAGCCCACCGUGAGCCUGGCUCUGAAGAACGUGUGCGACGCCAUCAUACAGGAGCAGAAAGGACAAGCGUCUGCGAGAGCCGGCUCAAAUACUGCCAACGGGAUGUCCAAAUCGGAGGCUCUUUGUGCCACUCACGGGGAGGGACUCAAAUUGUUCUGCCAACAGGAUGAAGAGGUUCUCUGCUGUGUUUGUCAAACGUCCAAGAAACAUCAAGGCCACAGUGUGUGUCCUUUGGAAGAGGCAGCAAACGAUCUCAAGGAGGAAAUACGGCAGAUUGUCAUCCCACUUAAGAAAAGUCUUAGACUCCUCUAUGAGGCCAAACAAGAAUGUGAUGACAUAACAGUCCACAUCAAGAACCAAAGGGAACAGACAGAGAAACAAAUUCACGAGGAGUUUGCAGAGCUUCAAAAAUUUCUUUUGAAGGAGGAAGCUGCAAGGAUUGCUGUUCUGGCUGAAGAAGAAGAGACAAAGAAGCAGACGAUGAAGAAAAAAACGGACUUAAUCACUCGUGAUAUACUCACCUUUUCACAGGCUAUCAUGGCCAUCGAAAAUGAGAUUGCUAGUGAUGACAGCCUCUUUUUACAGAACUACAAGAAUGUCAAAAUGAGAGCUCAGAUAACAUAUCACGAACCAGAAACCAUCCCCAAAUCUCUAAUCGAUGUCGCGGAGCACAUGACCUCCCUGAAGUUCGGAGUGUGGGAAAAAAUGCAGAGUCUGGUGGAAUUCACUCCAGUGACGUUGGACCCCAACACAGCCUACCCCUGUUUGUCUCUUAGCAAGAAUCUAACAAGUGUGUCCAACACGGGGGUGAUGAAACAGCUGCCUGAUAACCCUGAGCGCUUCGACCACUUUGUUUUUGUACUGGGCUCCAAGGGUUUCACCUCCGGAUGCCAUUCCUGGGAAGUGGACGUGGGCCAAAAUAAUGACUGGGUUAUUGGUGUGGUUAAAGAAUCCAUAGCCAGGAAAGGCAAAAUCUCUGGCUGUCCAGAAGGAGGAUUCUGGACCAUCGCUCUCUCUGAUGGGAAGUACACGGCCAUGACCACCCCGCACACACCACUCAUGCUGAAGGGACACCUGGAGAGGGUUCGCGUGAAGAUCGACUAUGAUGCUGGAGAGGUCAACUUCUUUGACCCAGUGGAUGUGACACCCAUCUACACAUUUAAUGACCACUUUACUGAGAGGAUGUUCCCUUUUUUUUGUCCGGGGGCAAAUAUAAAUGGGAACAAUCCAGGGCCACUUAAGAUCUGCCCUGUGAGUGUGGCAGUUUUGAACAGUGCCUCCUGGUGACCGUUCAACAGCUUUGUGUGUUUUUUACUGCAGCUGUACAGUACCAGUCGAAGGUUUGGACACAAUUACUAUUCAAUCUACUAUUUUCCUGAUAUUAGAAUAAAAUGAAAUCAUAAAAUGGCACCAAAUCUUC